Molecule: messenger RNA, 2562 nt
Organism: Danio aesculapii
Lineage: Eukaryota; Metazoa; Chordata; Actinopteri; Cypriniformes; Danionidae
Gene: cfi
Product: complement factor I
Exons: 12
Coding region: 69-2378 (769 amino acids)
Biological process (GO): proteolysis
Cellular component (GO): membrane
Molecular function (GO): serine-type endopeptidase activity; protein binding
Source: RefSeq, a predicted model, not a curated record
UCAGUCUCUCUCUUCUGUUGACAGAGUUUCAGCAGUUUUCUGUGUUUGUGUUGAUCUGAUCAGACGUCAUGAGGAUCCUCUGUGCGUUUAUCUUCAUGUGUGUUCUCCAGAGCUCCAGUCUGGAGAAAGCAGAACCCAUCACAACUCAGCAGAAACAAGACGUCACCAAACCUAAAAUUCCUCCAGAAGCAAAUCCAGAAGCCAUCAUUGAACAAACAUCAGAUCCAAAUUUGGAGAAAGGUGCAGACAUACUUUCUGUGCCAAACCCAGGAUCAGAAGCAGAUCAAAGUCCAGACUCACUUUCUGAGCCAAAACUAGAAUCAGAUGCAGAUCAAAGUCCGGAUGCUGUUUUGGAGAAGAAAAAUCCUUCAGAUGUAAAGGAAACAAUAGAUUCAGAUAUCAAGAGUACAACAGCAAGUCUGAACACAGACUCGACCAAUACACCUGAAAAAGGACAAGCAAAGCCCAAAGAAACUGGAACCAAAUCCCCAAAAUCUGAGGAUGCCAAAUCCCUAAAAUCUGAGGAUGCCAAAUCCCCAAAAUCUGAGGAUGCCAAAUCCCCAAAAUCUGAGGAUACCAAAUCCCCAAAAUCUGAGGAUGCCAAAUCCCCAAAAUCUGAGGAUACCAAAUCCCCAAAAUCUGGCCCCAAACUCACAAAAGAGGAUGUUUUCUGGGGUCCACCCCAAUGUGAGCAGCAGAACUACACCCGUCUGUCCUGCUCGAAAGUGUUCUGUCCGCCCUGGAGGAGGUGUAUAGCGGGAGUGUGUGUGUGUCAGAUGCCGUAUAAGUGUCCUCGGCAGGACACGCGCGCGUGCACACAGGACGGAGCCGAGUUUUACUCCAUGUGUCAGACCAACGCCAUCGCCUGCAGAGCCAACAAACCCACUUUCUCCCACUUCAGCAGAACCUGCAAAACGGAUGUUAAUGUACAGACGACGUCCAGAAACUCUGGGGAUAAAAGAGUGGUGGAGAUUCACAGUAAGAAGGGAAAGAUGUUAGUCUGUGGCAACGAGUGGACUAUAGCUGCUGCUAAUGUGUUCUGCAGAAACGACUCUACAGAAUACUACAGAGGAGCAGAGAAGGCGACUAAAAUUCAGUAUACUGAACUUGAAGGAGAAGAUUGGCCAGAUCAGUGUAUGAAAGUUCGCUGUACGGGAUCCGAGCUCUCGCUGGCUGAAUGCACCAUCUAUAAUCCAACACCCAUCAGAGGAAAACAACAAGUGGCCGUCGCAAACUGCUACAGUGACACUACUAAAGAGCAAAGUACGCAGUUUCGUUGUGUGAAUGAGAAAUAUGUAAACUAUGGAAAACUCUGCGAUGGUAUCGACGACUGUGGAGACAAUAGUGAUGAAAUGUGCUGCCAGGAGUGUCAGAAAAAACACAACGCGUUUUGGUGUCCAUCAGGAGUGUGUAUACCUCGUCACGCUGUCCGAGACGGAGUCAGAGACUGUCUGGGUGGAGAAGACGAGCUGGAGAAACAUGGGCCAAUAGUAGAGAAUAAUCCAGAAGAUUUCUUCACGGAUCCGCUGCUGGAGAUCAAAAAGAUCCGCUCGACUGCAGAGGAUAAGCUGGAGUGUGGCAUUCCCAACAUGGAUUACGUGUAUAAAGCAGAGGACGACGGAUCUGCACAUCAGCGCAGAAAACGCUUAGUAGGAGGAGAAGAGUCUUUACCGACUCAGAUUCAGUGGCAGGUGGCCAUUCAGGAUGAGGGCUCCAUCCACUGUGGAGGGGUGUAUUUGGGUGGAUGCUGGGUGUUGACGGCGGCUCACUGCGUCAGACCCAAACCAAAGUCCUUCCGCGUCAAGUUCUCUCUGUGGAAGAAGCAUCGCAAACAGUCGACGACAGACAGUGUCCCCGUGAAGAAGAUCAUCAUCCAUGAAAAUUAUGAUGCUCAGACGUACGUCAACGACAUCGCUCUGGUGCAGCUGGAGGAGCUCAAUCUGUCCGACAAAUGCAUGCUGGAUAAUCCUGCAGUCAGAGCUGUGUGUGUGCCCUGGUCCACACAGCAGUUCCAGCCCAAUGACACCUGCACCAUCUCUGGCUGGGGCCGCGACAGAGCGGGAAUGUCAGCAUCGAUUCUGAAAUGGGCAAACGUGACAAUUAUCGGCGACUGCCAGAAUUUUUACAAGAAUCGUUUCCUCCCUGGAAUGGAGUGUGCAGGUGAUCUGGAGGGGAAGGUGGACUCAUGUCAGGGUGACUCCGGCGGGCCGCUGGUCUGUAAGGACGCCUCUGGGUUGUCGUAUGUUUGGGGAAUCGUCAGCUGGGGAGACAAAUGUGGCGAGCCCAAUCAUCCCGGCGUCUACACCAAAGUGGCGCAUUACUUCGACUGGAUCCGCUUCAACACAGGCUGGCCCGCAGUCACCAAAUUCAACCAGUGAAAGGAAUCAAGAACCUGCUUAAUUUUGGCUGAAUGAUUGAUUUGAAUAUUGUUUGUGCAGUACAUCUUAUGUUUGUUUUGGUCUAUCAAACAUUUAUCAGGUGAUCUUAAAAGCUCAGGCCCGCCGGUUUCUGUCUCAGUCUAUGUCUCUUGUUUUUUAGCAAAAUUAAAGUUCUCAUGUUGCA